Molecule: messenger RNA, 1476 nt
Organism: Mollisia scopiformis
Lineage: Eukaryota; Fungi; Ascomycota; Leotiomycetes; Helotiales; Mollisiaceae
Product: DUF1254-domain-containing protein
Exons: 5
Coding region: 1-1476 (491 amino acids)
Source: RefSeq, a predicted model, not a curated record
AUGAGUGUGUUCAAUGCCACUGUAUUUGCUUUGCAAUAUGGCCUUCCGCUGCUAUCUUAUGCUAGAGUAGCACUUCAGGUCGUGAAUGAGAAUGCGACAAAUACUUUUCUCCAUAACACACAACUUUCAACAGCUGCAAGUACAACAGUAGUUUUACCGAACGUCGACACUCUAUACUCUUCAGCAGCGUACGACUUGUCAGAGAACAAUGUCCAGAUCACCGUACCAAGUAUUGAGCCUGACCGAUAUUGGAGCGUCGCUUUUUACGAUCCCUUUGGGAAUAACUAUGCGACACCUGGCAGUGUCAAUAACAACACUGGCGGAACAUAUCUCCUCAGCUACGUACCUAAUGCGGCUUGGGGCUUCCAUCCAUACACCCCAGAGAGUGGUUCGAAUCCAUAUAAAGGUCUGAUCAACUCACCAACCAUUGAUGGCACAAUUCUUGCGAGAAUUCUCGUCAAGAAUAACUCUUCAGACCUCGCUUACGUCCAAUCUCUCACGAAUGCAACGACAAUGAAACCGGUUCCUCGUCUGACCGGGACCAGCUCUAAUUGUACAAAUACGAAUAAUACACUCCUUGCGAAUACUCCGAUCAUUACGAACAGCACAAUGUUUACCAACGAUACCCUCAUUGCGAACAUUACGACUUGCGACAAUAAUACGAAUGCUUUUUCCACACCUUCACUGACGAAAGCCAACUUGGCACCGUAUACAUCCACGAACAAUACAGCACUUGCAACAUUACAACUACUCGCUAACUUCUUCAAUUCUAACCCACCUUUCGACAUCUCUGCCGCUUCGGUAGAGAGCCUGCUCUCCAAUCUCAUGACCGCAGGAGUCUACGACCACGCGUACCGUGAACCACCAGGACUGAACCUCACCGAAGCAUACGAAACUGCUAUUUCGAACAUCUCGGCUUCAUACUCUGACUACUUUGAGCCAUUGAACAACAACUGGCUGCACAAUGUUCAAGCCGGCUCGUUCGGGGACCAAUAUCUAGAUCGGGCACUUACCGGCAUGACUGCAUACCUGGAGCAAACACCAGACCAAGCACUCUAUCCCAUGCUCCAGAAUCGAGCUUUGCUGUUGAAUAACGGUGAAGCGUAUACUUUCACAUUCUCUGGCAAGCCUCCUGUGGCAAGUGAUGGAUUUUGGAGUUUGACUUUAUAUAAUUCUCAGGGAUAUCUCGUUGAGAAUUCGUUGAACAAAUACUCGGUCGGCGAUAGGAGUAACAUUACAUAUCCAGAUGGGACGCAAGCCUAUGGGAGUAGUGCAACAAGGAAAGAUGGGAAGUUUCAGGUUCUGAUUCAAGCGGAGAAUAUGCCUCCUCCGCGGAAUUGGACUAACAAUUGGCUACCAAGUCCCGCGAAUGGUACUUUCUCUGUGGCUUUGCGCUUCUUCGCACCUAAGAAUGCGAGUACGGAUGGAUCGUAUCAAUAUCCAGUUAUUUCCAAGGGAAGAGCAAUUGUAUCCUAA